AUGUGGUGCGGAUUUAAUAGAAAUCUGGAUUUGUUUGAAGUUCUCUUAAAAAAUAAAGCUGAUGUAAACAAUGAAUAUAAGCUAUUUGGAAAUACCCCUCUGCACCAUGCUGCACUAGCGAACUAUCCAGAAAUUAUAGAAAUGCUGGUCAAUCACGGUGCCGAUGUGAAUUUACAAAAUAAAAAUGGAUGGACAGCUCUGCACUUAGCUGCAAGGCAUAAUCCAGAACUGAGUCAAACGCUACUAGAUCACGGAGCUGAUGUUAAUUCAAAACAUAAUGAUGGAUGGACAGCUCUGCACUUUGUUACACAACAUAAUCCAGAACUGAGUCAAACGCUGCUUGAUCAUGGUGCUGAUGUGAAUUCAAAAGAUAAUGAUAGAUGGACAGCUCUGCACUACGCUGCAAUACAUAAUCCAGAACUGAGUCAAACGCUGAUUGAUCAUGGUGCUGAUGUGAAUUCAAAAGAUAAUGAUGGAUGGACAGCUCUGCACGUUGCUGCAAGGUAUAAUCCAGAACUGAGUCAAACGCUGCUGGACCAUGGUGCUUAUGUGUAUUUAGAAGAUAGUGAAGGAAGGACAGCUCUGCACGAUGCAGCAAGGUAUAAUCCAAAAUUAGCACUAAAGCUGAUCGACCACGCCAUGAAUGCGGAUAUUUUGGAAUCAAAAUUCAAAAAUGAAUGGACUGCGUUGCAUCUUGGAAUGGAAGUGAACUGCCCAGAAUCAGUUCAAAAGCUUCUCGUCAAGGGCGCUGAUGUUAAUUCACAAAAUGGUGAUGGAUGCAAGGCCCUUCAAUUAGCCAAAGCACAGAACUAUCGAGCACUGGAGGAAAUGCUCCUCGACCAGAGAAUUUUUAAGAGUUUAAAACUCAAGACAGGAACUUCAGCUCUAACACUUGCCAUUGAAUCAAAUAAUCUGACCGUUGCUGAGAAUCUAAUUAAUAAUGGCGGUGAUUUGACGGUUCAGGAUGAGAAAGGGAUUAACAUCUUACAACAUGCUUUGAAGAACUUUGAAAUGGUAAAAUACUUGCAUGAGAAAAACAGUGAAUUAGUGAAACAAGUGACAAACGAUGGAAGCACUUAUCUGCACCUUGCAAUUGACAACGACGAUUGUCCCCUUGAAGUGAUCCUUUGGCUCAUUGAAGAUAUUAAAAUCGAUGUGAAUGGGACGAAUGAAUUCGGUGAGACGCCGUUCAUGAUUGCUUGUAGUAAGAAUCGAAGUGACGUCGUCGAAUAUUUGUUGACAAAUAAGGGCAUCGACUUGAGCAAAGAAGAUAGACGUGGAGGGACUGCCUUGCACCAUGCCGUCACAUCAGGAUGUGUGGAUUUAGUGCAAAAUCUGCUUGAUCGUGGCGCUGAUUUGACAAAAAAGGACAAUUACAACAGAAAUGUCCUGUUCUAUGGAUUAAAAAGAAUAGAAAUGAUUUUAUAUUUAAGCAGGAAAAACAUGGAAUUCGUUAAAGAAGUGGACUCGAAUCAAAGCACAUUACUUAUGUACGCAAUCAUAGAUAGUUAUGUGGUUGAAAGAGAUGUGGUUCAUUGGCUGAUUGAGGAAUCUGGAAUCGAUCUAAAUGCCGUGGACCAAAAUGGGAAUUCAGCAAUAAAUUGUGCCUGCGUGAAGAGAAUGUGGGAUUUUGUUGAAAUUCUGUUGACGAAGGAUGUGGAUAUCCGAAUUAAAAAUGCAAAUGGUGAAAACCUUCUUCACCUCGCUGCAGAAUCAGGAAACUCGGAUUUGGUGCAGAAGCUGAUUGAACGUGGUAUCAAUCCGACUUUGAAAGACAAUCUCGGAAAGAAUACAUUGCACUACGCAUUGCAACACUUUGACAUUGUUAAACAUUUGGACAGAGAACUUGCGAAGGAAGUGACAGAAGAUAAAAACACUUCAUUGCACCUUGCAAUCAAUAUGUAUGACUAUUCGAUUGAAGUGAUUCGGUGGCUCUUAGAUGAAGCUCAAGUAGACGUAAACGCUAAAAAUGAAAAUGGCGAGACUGCGUUGAUGACAGCUUGUUCGAAAAAUAGAUUUGACGUCAUCCAAAUUCUUCUGGAAAAUAAAGCAGACGUCAGCAUUCAGGACAACAAAGGACGAACUGCUCUGCACCACGCCGCAAGAUCAGGUCACUUAGACAUGAUUAAAAUGCUGUUUGAUCAUAUGGCCUCAGAGAAGAACGAAGAUGGCUCCCUGAACAUUACACAGACUCUCGUCGAGCUUGUCAAACACGUUGACAAGGAGGACAACACAUUGUUAACCUUGGCGAUGGAAAGUAACAAAAAGUUAGACGAGAAAGUGAUUAGUUGGCUGGUCGAUGACAUCAAAUUAGAUUUGAAUGCGGUCAACUGCAAUGGCGAAUCAGCGCUUCUUCUCGCUUGCAAGCACAGAAAAUGGGACGCCGUUGACAUUUUGCUGUCCAGAGACGACACUGACAUCGGUUCCAAAGAUCAGAAAGAAAGAACUGCUUUGCACUGGGCCGCGGCGUCUGGAAACCUGGCUGUAGUUCAGAGGCUGGUCGAGCGUGGCGCUGAUUUAACUUUGAAGGACAGCGACGGAAUGAACGUGAUGCACCAUGCCCUGAGAGAUGUCGAAACAGUAAAAGUCUUUCACAAACUGAACAAAGAGCUUGUGACGGAAAUAACUAAAAACGGAAGCACCUGUUUGCACCUGGCAGUCAUUCGCGGCUCACCCGAAGUGAUUCGUUGGCUCAUCGAUGAGGGAAUCGAAGUCGAUCUGGACAAAAGCAAUUAUCUUGGUUUGACCGCUCUUUCGCUUGCAUGCCGCAGGAAUAUGUGGGAGGUCGUCGGUCUUUUGGUGGAGAACAACGUGGACAUCAGCAAAACAGACCGAGCGGGUAAAAAUGUCCUCAACUACGCCGAAGAAGCAAAACAUUUCGAUUUGGUAGAAAAACUGCGUGUGUUAAGCGAUCCUAAGUAAUUUUAUUUUAUAUUUUCUAUUAACUCUAAAGGGAAAAUUAUAUUUUGAGCUUUAUGUUACCUUCAUAUUAAUUGAAAAUUCAUGUUUUUAUCUUGUAUAACUAACUUUAAAUAUUGUAUCUUUUAGUUUGGCUUUUAUAUAUUUUGAAGUGAAAAAUUAAAUUGUUUAUAAUAUAAUAUUUGACUUUAUGUUUUUUAAAUCUCUUCAUCCACUCACAUAAAUAAAAAUGCUUCCUUUCGUAAGCGGGGAAUAAAUGAAGUAGAACAUAAGGUAUUUUUUUUAAAAAUGAGAUUUGCAAAAUAAAUGCAUGUUAUACUUACUCCAAUUAUUUUCUCAAUUUUUAGUUUUUACCAUGCAAAGAUUUAUUUUGUCAAUUGUACAAUGUGAAAUUAGAAAUUCGCUUCGACACUUUAAACAGAGAAAUGAAAUGAUUAUAAAAAUAUUAUAUUUCAAACACAGUCAAUUAUGCGCACCAUUUUUACAAUGCUUCCACUCUUGCGUGCAAUUUAUUUCACAAGUUGAGAGUUUAAAAAGUUUUCUUUACAUAAAAAUGAAUGUAAAUUUAUGAAACAAUUUUUCUAAAUUUACCUGUCUCUGCUAAUUUGAAAUUUCACCAUUUACUAUUUAUCGUUAGAUAUCCUGCGCAAAUUAAUAUUACAAUAUUUGAAGAAAUUAAAUUUGAGCGUGGUGCAUUGAAGGAUUGUUUAAAAGAAAUGAAUAAAGGAAAUUUCAGAUUUUUAUUUUAUUAUUAAAACAAUAUGUCUCGCGGCGGAGGAAAGGAGGAUUUUAUCUGCAGGGUUGGCGUCGAGGAUGACCUUGCUUGUUGCGCUCGGCCAGAGGCUGCUCGCGGCUCUGCGUCGGCGUGGCUCCGCUUGCUCGCCUCCAGCUGGGGCUGCAUCAGCCUGUUGACGUAGGAAACCUCUCCGAGCGCCGACUCCUCGCGACUCAGGGCGCAGGGCGCACCCGACACUCCGCUCGUUCGCUUCACUUCCUCCAAGCCACUCGACGCCACACCCUCCACUGCCAAAAUGAUCAAUUUGCAAUCGGCUUUCAAAGGGAAAGCGCAGAUGGGGCGGGUCUCUCAGGAUUGUCGGCGCCGUCGUCCUGCUCGAGGUUGUGAAGGAAGUGCAGCUGGCCCUGCUUGCGCCUGCGCAGACUGCGUUCGCCCUUUGUGUAGUCUAGAUUUUCUAAAUUUUAAAUAAUUUUAAAAUGAAUCUCUUAUGUAACUCUUCGGAAUGAUCCGCACGACCGGCCGUGAAACAAGAAUAACCGUGUUUUCGUAUAAAAUUUGCAUUUCUUUAUUUUUCUUUUUACGUUGCGCGAGCACUGUUUCACUCAAAGUAGUUUUGGCGGCGUCUUCCAUGCCCCAAAAUGUAUUUUUCCAGCUUUUAAUAAAACCAAAGAGACAAAUAAA
Molecule: messenger RNA, 4336 nt
Organism: Cloeon dipterum
Lineage: Eukaryota; Metazoa; Arthropoda; Insecta; Ephemeroptera; Baetidae
Product: serine/threonine-protein phosphatase 6 regulatory ankyrin repeat subunit B-like
Exons: 3
Coding region: 1-2922 (973 amino acids)
Biological process (GO): protein localization to ciliary inversin compartment
Cellular component (GO): ciliary inversin compartment
Molecular function (GO): protein binding
Source: RefSeq, a predicted model, not a curated record